Messenger RNA from Colletotrichum godetiae, 2614 nucleotides. Its product is annotated as RNA polymerase III transcription factor IIIC subunit-domain-containing protein. The transcript is spliced from 4 exons. Gene Ontology annotation, biological process: transcription initiation at RNA polymerase III promoter. Gene Ontology annotation, cellular component: transcription factor TFIIIC complex. The record is from RefSeq and is a predicted model, not a curated record. NCBI's taxonomy places the organism in Eukaryota, Fungi, Ascomycota, Sordariomycetes, Glomerellales, Glomerellaceae. Bases 333 to 2438 code for a protein of 701 amino acids. Gene Ontology annotation, molecular function: RNA polymerase III type 1 promoter sequence-specific DNA binding; RNA polymerase III type 2 promoter sequence-specific DNA binding.
UGUCCUUUUCCAUCGCGCCUGCCAUUGCGCGAGCUCUACAGUGCAGGGACUCCAUGCCGCCCAGAGCACCCGCUAAAAAUGCUGUGAUCAUUCGGGGCGGGCUACACUUCGCACCGUGCAUCAAUUCAACCUCAGUCGCUCACGACGGCAUCAAAAUUCCAGUGACAGCCACAGGGUGGCCAGAACGGCAUUCGGCCUAGACUUUGUUCUCGCCAAGCGCUUCUCCUAAGACAUCUUCCAUUACACAGUCUUCCACGGCUUCCAAGUCGGAAGCAGCCAAUCAAUUGGCUCCGACUAAUUAACCACCACCGAACCUCAGCCCAAAUCUGUUGAUGGACCCCAACAUGCAAGCCGUCGCCAUGGACACCCAGGACGAACCCGUUAAUGAUGAGACGGCGCAAGAAGGCGUCGCCGUGGAUGCGGUCCCAAAAGAGACGCGCAGUGGCCCAUCACCAUACAGCAAAGACGGCAGCAACUCGGCACCCCGAUUCUCGAUUCCCAAGAGGACCAUGGGCGCUGUCGAAAUUCCCAUGAUUGUCAUGAACCUGGAUCGGACAGAAAAGGCGUUUGGCAACGUCUCGUCUUUUCAGAAUAUCCUUGACAGUGAGCGCAACACAAUCCCAUUCUAUCUCAACCCAGAGAGCCCUUUCCGCAGGCCCAUCAUGUCUCACAGCGCUACGAGCCACAAUGUGGUCUUGAAGGUCACGGUUCCGAAGCGGACCGGCAGGAAAAGGAAGCGAGGGACGGACGGGCCGUGGGAAGGUGAAGUCGACAUGCGGGAUGUGCCCAGGGCCAGCCCGACAGCCGAGGCGAUUUACUCCAGGUCGAGGCUGGACAAUCCAAAGCUCUUGCGGCGGAAAAUGCGAGACAACAUCGACAGUUACGGUGUAGAAGCCGUCGGCGUCAUCAAACACACCCACCGCUUCCGAGGCAUGGCGGAUUUCCACUGGGGCCUCGAGCAGUCUCCUUUUAUUUCGAGGUUCAUGAACCAGGUCAUGCCUGGCGACAUCAACAAGAUGAGGGACUUCAAGUUCGUUGACGGCGUCGACAAGGGGCCAAACGUCGACAUCGUGCCGCCGCCUGUGUGGACGCCAAUGACGCUUCCCUUCAUCUAUAACUACUCCCAAAACCCAUAUGUCCGCACCGAGCUCGACCAGACAGGCCAGGCCCAGCUCAUCAACACCCAGUUGCCCACUCUCAUCGGCUACUUCCUCAAAGCAGACCAAUAUCCCAUUCCGCCUGGCCCGCAAACCCCUUACGACGGCUCCGACGAGGAGGUCACCUACUGCAUAGCCCGCAUGCUGGAGGCGAUGGAAGAGCGGCCCAUCUGGACGCGCCGGUCCCUGAUGAAUAAGCUCGGGUCCGUCGUCCGCAACGCCAACGUCAUGAAGCGCUGCGUCGGCUACGUCGGCUACCAAUUCCGGGGCGGGCCCUGGCGCGAUGCCAUCAUCAAGUACGGUGUCGACCCGCGCAACGAUCCCUCCUUCCGAACGUACCAGACAAUGAUCUUCAACAUGCGCAAGCUCCAGGCUGGACACAUUGGCGAGACAUGGCACGCUAUCCGCAGCCUGCGCACCGAACAGCGCCAGCCCCAGGGCGACAACCAUGAGUCCCACGUCUUUGACGGCAAGUCCUACUGGACCGACGGCAAGGUCUGGCAGAUUUGCGACAUUACGGAUCCCCUGAUUGCAAACAUCUUUGCCACGGCGCCGCAGCGGCCCGAGGUCGACAUCUACAACAGCGGCUGGUACCACCAGGGCACGUGGGCCAAGGUCAAGGGCAUCAUGAAGACCAAGAUGAUUGCGAUCCAGUUUGGGCGCAAGCUCACGGACGACGACUUUGCCGGCAUCUAUGAGGUGCGCGACACGACGCCGCCGCCGGGUUCCUCGAGCGUCCACGUGCCGCUGCCCGACCUCGAGCUCACAGACGCCGAGAAGCGCGUGCUGUACGGCCGGCGGUUCAAGGAGCCAAAGAAGAAGCGCAAGGGCACCGCGUACCGCGUCACUAAGUCUAACGGGCCGCGGGGUGUCGCUGCCGCCGCCGCCGCGGGGCGCAAGGCUGCCGGUAAGGAGGAUGAGCUCAGUGCGGAGGACAGUGAGGAGGACGACAGCGAGGAAGACAUUGACUAUGAUGGCGACGCAGAUUACGAACCCAAGAGGCGGGUCUUUGCACCCGUGCCUGGGCUUGAUGAGGGUAUGGAGGAGGAGGAGGAGGAGGGGCUGGAGGAGGGGCUGGAGGAGGAGUACGGUGACGAGGACGAUGAUGGAGAGGGCUACGGGUAUGACGACGACGGUGAGAGGUAUGAUGAGUACGAUGAGGGGCUCGUCGGAGAGCCAGUCGUCUAUGGUGGUGCUCGUGAGCGGCGCGGCGUUCGGUUUGCAGACCAGCCUGGCGAUACGGACGUGGAUGCGGCGUAUCCCUCGGAAGUCCUGCCUUGAUGUGAAUAGGAGUAUGUCAAUGUAAGUGAUUGUAAGCCCUCGGCCCAGAGAUGAUCACAGUGGCUUAGGUUUGGUUCACAGUUGAGGCAGAGAAGUCCUGGCAACGGGUCAUCCUGUAUUAUGCUGUUUACAAACUAGGCCGAAUCCCCCAUCUCGGAUAUAUUCCCAUGCCCAUG